This is a messenger RNA of Rhea pennata, 2315 nucleotides long. It is a transcript of the gene GTPBP8, whose product is annotated as GTP binding protein 8 (putative). The transcript is spliced from 6 exons. Gene Ontology annotation, cellular component: mitochondrion. Gene Ontology annotation, molecular function: GTP binding. Lineage: Eukaryota; Metazoa; Chordata; Aves; Rheiformes; Rheidae. The annotation marks the transcript as partial. The record is from RefSeq and is a predicted model, not a curated record.
GCGGCGGCGGCGGGGCGGCUGCACCCGGCGCUGGCCUCGGUGGCGGCGGCGCUGCGCCUGGAGCCGCCGGGGCGCCUGGCCGCCGCCGUGUUCCCGCUGCAGCGGCUGGCGCGCUGCCUGGAGCCCGGCGCCGAGGCGGCGGCCGCGGCCUUCGGGCUCUUCCAGCCGCGGGCGGCGGAGCUGCUGCGCGCCGAGGCGCUGUUCCGGGCCCGCGGGCCGCGGGCCGUGCGCUACGUGGGCUCGGCCACGCGCGUGGGCCACGCGCCGCCGCCCGCGCUGCCCGAGGUGUGCUUCAUCGGCCGCAGCAACGUGGGGAAGUCCUCGCUGAUCCGCGCCCUCUUCUCGCUCACGCCGGAGGUGGAGGUCAGAGUGUCCAAGACGCCUGGCCACACGAAGAAAAUGAAUUUCUUCAACGUCGGGAAGUCUUUUACUCUGGUGGACAUGCCAGGAUACGGCUACCGUGCCCCAGAAGACUUCGCAGAGAUGGUGGAGGCCUAUCUGCAGGAACGGCACAACUUGAAGAGGACUUUCUUACUAGUGGAUGGAGUAGUAGGACUCCAGAAAACAGAUCACAUUGGUAUAGAGAUGCUGGAAGAGUUUGGGAUCCCUUAUGUGCUGGUGUUAACAAAAAUUGACCGAGCUUCUGAGGGACUGUUGUUAAAGAACGUACUGGAGAUCCAAGAGUUUGUAAAGGCGAAAACUCAGGGAUGUUUUCCUCAACUAUUCCUGGUCAGUUCUGUGGAGUUUUCCGGGGUUCACUUGCUGAGGUGUUUCAUAGCCCAUGUUACGGGAAACCUGCCUAUUGCAGAGACCAGCUGAAAAGACCUGUUCCUGCUCUACUCGGCACGACUAGAACAAAAGGUGGAUGAAGGAACGGACACAUCUUUAAUGGGAUCUGCCUUUCAAUUGCUGUGGGCUUGGAAGAGAGUGAGAUAAAUGACUAACACCUAAGGGAGCUGUGUCCUUCUGCACUUUAUUGUCAGUCAGUGCUGCACCUACCUUCUGUUUUAAAUCCAGCAUGAAGUUCUGCAGCUGCACUCUGAACUGCCAGAGAUGAGACAUGUUUGUUUUAGCCAUUUUACUAUACGAGGAGCUGAAGCACAGUAGCGAGGCCCUGUAUUCUUCAGAGGCACUGUAACAGCUGGCAAAACUUUAUCCCACUGCAGCUGUAUCUGGCUAACUGCACCUGUCCCAGGGAGUCAGAAGCUGGGUAGUUAAAAUAUCAGAAAGGGAGACUGUCUUAAUAGCAGUGAUCAUAUACAAAAAAAAAGAUCAAAACUAUUAAGUGCAGAUGUCAAACUGCACUCAGUCUUGCUGAGUUUUAGGAUUGCCAAGUGUGUAUAUAUAUGGUUGUCAGUUACUUAUAUUAACUGUUUAAACCUCAUGAAAGAGUAAUUUUUUCAUAAACCACUCUGAGGAUUAGAAGGUGGUAUUCCUAGCGUUCUGCUUUAUUAUGGAAUUUCUUGCAACUCGUAGAUUAGACAUGAGAUAAGGUUUACUUCCAGCAUAUGUAUAGGAAGCAGCAGGAUGUGAGGAAUGCAUUAAAAAGAGGUGGAUCUCUUAAUUUCCACAUCUAAGCAGAGAUCACACCUGUAAUUCUCGAAUACUUCACCUCCAAUCCCAACAUGCUCCAGAGCAAACUAGCCCAUAUGGUGCUUGUACAAGAGGAAGUGCAGUAGCAUAAGGAUGAUGGAAGAGAUGCAGAUCAACGUUUCUGGCAUAAUCUUUUACUUAAACAAUAACAACAAAAUAACCCUAGCAUCAAUCUAGCCUCUAAUUUUAAAGGCCUCAGCUCUGAUUCAAGAGCCUUUGAUGCAAACUGCCAGCCAGUAUUAUUUCUCAAACUGUUAACUGCUGUGUUAAUGAGAUACGACUGCAGAAAAAGUGCAUUUGAACUGGGAAGAUAGCAGUAUGUUAAAAAAAAAAAUCUAUUAACAAGAACUGGUUAUCAUAUGCGAUAGAUGCUAAGCGACAAUAUGCUUGCCGUAUUGAACAGAGGCUUACGGCCCCAGGUUUCUCGUGGCAUCUCGAACAGGCUCAGCAGCUCCUUCGCUGUGGGGCCUUGGACUGUUGGGACCCCUCUUACAGUCAUACAGAAGGUUGUUUGAUGAGGUGGUGCAGGAUUUCAACUCAGGAGGGUUCCUCCCUAUCACAAACACUGUAAUUAAAAAAAAAAAUCACACCUUAAGCUUCUGUGGGAGAAGUUCAUCCAUCUUUCAGAUUUCUUUCAAUAGUUUUAGAGAAGGUCUGUUCUCUACUACCUUUGUAUUCAUCUUCAAGAAAUGGUAUUCCAUUAAAAUUGGUUCAGCAACUUA